Vigna umbellata (rice bean) is the source of this 1563-nucleotide messenger RNA. RefSeq names its product NAC domain-containing protein 2. NCBI's taxonomy places the organism in Eukaryota, Viridiplantae, Streptophyta, Magnoliopsida, Fabales, Fabaceae. Gene Ontology annotation, biological process: regulation of DNA-templated transcription. Gene Ontology annotation, molecular function: DNA binding. The record is from RefSeq and is a predicted model, not a curated record.
UUAUGUAAUAAGUUUCAAGCGCCGCCACCAUAGUUGGUCUUAGUCUUGAAGUAGAGAGGGAUAUUGGGAGAACCAAUAUUCAUUAGUUUCAGAAAUUAACCAGAGAUCUCUCAGAGGAGAAAUAAUUUUCUUUCAACAAAGAUGGCAUCAGAGUUUCAAUUGCCCCCAGGCUUCAGAUUCCAUCCAACGGACGAGGAGCUCGUGAUGCACUAUCUCUGCCGCAAAUGCGCCUCGCAGCCCAUCGCCGUUCCCAUCAUCGCCGAAAUCGACCUCUACAAAUACGACCCUUGGGACCUUCCCGGAUUGGCUUCUUAUGGAGAGAAAGAGUGGUACUUCUUUUCACCACGGGACCGGAAGUACCCAAACGGUUCGAGGCCGAAUCGGGCGGCGGGAACCGGUUACUGGAAGGCAACCGGGGCAGAUAAGCCCAUUGGUCACCCGAAAGCGGUUGGGAUCAAGAAAGCUUUGGUGUUUUACGCUGGGAAAGCUCCGAAAGGGGACAAAAGCAAUUGGAUCAUGCACGAGUAUCGUCUGGCUGAUGUAGAUCGGUCCGUUCGCAAAAAGAACAGCCUAAGGUUGGAUGAUUGGGUGCUGUGCCGUAUCUACAACAAGAAGGGCACGAUCGAGAAAUUACAACCGAGCAGUGAUCCAGUUGUGACCCGGAAAAUCGAAUCCCCGGAGAUCGAAGAGAAGAAGCCGGAGAUUCUGAAAAGCGGAGGAGUUCUUCCGCCGGCGCCGCCGAUGACUGACUACAUGUACUUCGAUCCGUCGGAUUCAAUCCCGAAGCUACACACGGACUCGAGCUGCUCAGAGCAGGUGGUUUCGCCGGAAUUCGCCAGCGAGGUGCAGAGCGAGCCGAAGUGGAACGAGUGGGAGAAGAGCCUGGAGUUUCCAUUCUACAUGGAUACCACUCUGAGCAACGGCUUCACCCAAUUCGCGAGCAAUAACAAUAACACCAACAAUAAUAAUCAGAUGUCGCCGCUGCAGGACAUGUUCAUGUACUGGCCCAAGCCCUUUUGAUUUUCACACCCCCAACAAUAUUCCUUCGAAGCCCAGGGCCACACACAGCAGCACGCAUUCGCAUUGCACGGCAGCACGAGACUGAAGGUCCAUGAGUGUGCCUGUGCGAGCUCGCACACGAUUAUUGAUCAGUUGAGGCUUGGGCAGAGAAAGAUCUAAAAAAGUUUGGAGGUUGUGUAUGUUGGUAUGUGAUGAAGACAAUCGAACGGCGCAUGAUGGAGCUGUCUCUAGUAGUAGCAUGUGUACAGCUAUUGUAGAACGUAGAUAGGUACACUACAGGUUGUUGUCAUGUGACAGAAGCUCUCUCUUUCAGAAGGUCAAUUCGGUCCUUCUAAUUUAUAUAUGUUAUGAUUAGUAUUAGUAUGAGUAUGUGUUAAAUCUAAUUAAGUACCUAGCUAGGCGUGUCUUUUUAAAUUCAGUGCAGUGAUAUCACUCUGUUUACUUCUCAAUAUUAUUAUAUUUAAAUGUACUAAUGUAAUUAAUAGUCUAAAACGAGUUUAGUUAUUGUUGAUCAAAUAUACCAAUACAGUUUCUCCUGCUCCA